Molecule: messenger RNA, 2811 nt
Organism: Schistosoma spindalis
Lineage: Eukaryota; Metazoa; Platyhelminthes; Trematoda; Strigeidida; Schistosomatidae
Source: the annotation of a GenBank genome assembly
UUCACAUAGGCUUUUAAGCCACAUUGCUGAUUGUUGACUUUUUAGUGAAGUAUUUGUCCACAGAUGUUUUAGACUAAAAGUCAGAAAAUAAAAUGAUUGGGUACUUUUUUACAGGUGAGCCUGCAUGGAAUGAUGAGAGCUAGUGGGAACAAAAAUAGGGUAGUUUUAUAGUGUCCUGGAAGUCGUUUUGAUCUAUCUUAACGAUUUUGGGUCCCCGGCCAUCGUUUUAACAUGGUCGAUCUGAAGACAAGAGUCUAGUAGGUACCUCCAGUGACAUUUCCACUAACCUGUGGAAAAACAAUAGCUUGGAUCUGUGGUCCUUUAUGUAAUAUUACAAGUUAGUCAGUGUACAUUCAAGCUUACCAUCAAAUGUACCAGACAUCUCACUUGCCGUUCAUGUCACUGCAAUCGUUUAGCCAGUGAUCUAUACAUAAACCAUCCUCGUAUAACUCGGAUUCAAAACAAAAUGUAUUUCCGCUAAAAUGUGCUUGCAUAAAGAAUCUUGUAGAUGUAUUUCCAACUUCCUGUAUACUGUAGUUAUAAUAAAAUACUUUUGUCAUUAUCACAGCAAAUCCUAUAUUUAAAUUUUUCAGGGUAUCCGUAAGACUGUUCAAGUUUGAAUGUCUAGUUUUUAAUUUCAUUUGUGCUUUGUAGUUAUAUCAAACUUCAAUGGGCCUCAUUAUAUGCACUUAGCAGUAGUUACUUUAGGAUACCAAUAACUACUAAAUUCUUCUUUACAUACGAUAUCCCUUUGUUACUGGUUUGCAGUGUUAUGUAUGCUGACGAGUUAAGCAACUCUGUGCAGUCCAUUGAUCUCCAAGAUAUUACCCAACUGAGCAUAGGAAAUUCUGAUGUGAUAACGAACUCGGAAGACUCAGAGGAAACAUCCAUUCAGAAGUCAAUAAAAGCUGAAGCACAACCUAUCCUGCCUCCAGGAUACCAAAUAUCACACUGCCUUGCAGAAGGUGGAAUUGGUCGAGUAUAUUUAAUUGUCAAUCCUGAUACUAAGGAUUGUUUAGCAGCAAAAGUAGUCAACGUAUAUGGUCAAAGCAGUCUUCGUAGUAAUGCAAAAACUGGAGUUAAUGUAGCACAAGUUAGGGCAGAACUUCGCCAAGAAGCUGAGUUACAAAGACGCUUAAAACACCAUAAUAUUGCCACUUUAUAUGGAAUCAGAAAUACUCCUACAUUCACAUUUAUGUUUAUGGAAUUAUUGCCUGGUGGCGAAUUGUUUGAGCGUAUUCCAAUUGGUAUAGGAUUACACGUUCAACAGAUGUUUAUAUACUAUGCGCAGAUUUUAGAUGCGUUGAAUUAUCUUCAUAAUGAUCAACAAAUAGCACAUUUAGAUGUGAAACCGGAGAAUAUUAUGCUCACAAAGAAGGAUAGAGCUAAACUGAUUGAUUUUGGAUGGGCUGUAGAUCUACGAAAGCAAAAACUUAUUCAAGGAGCAGUUGGAACAACAAGUUAUGCUGCACCUGAAGUUUUUGGAAAAAAUCCCUACUUUGGACCACCUGCUGACCUAUUUUCACUUGGUGUUACACUUCUCACAGCUGUCACUGGUCAACGUUGUUGGUCACGUGCCAGUUAUGCAUCCGAUCCUGUAUAUCGCCAGUGGACCGAACAUAAAGAUUUACACACAGGUCCUGUGUUUUCCCGACUUCCUCCUGACUUAGCCAACUUUCUCACACGAGCCUUGGCUCAUCGUCCUUCCGAUCGUCUUACUAUUGAAUGCAUUAAAAACCAUCCUUGGUAUCGUCUUGGUCUUGCCCGACGUCUAACUCCUGUCGCGUCACCGAGAAGCAGACAAGACUCAGGUGUAUCUUUAAAUACUGUCGUACCAAGCAGCGACCGUACCAAUACUUCGCGCAGCACUUAUCAAGGAGAUGCACCAGUACCUUCAUCUCAGCCUACGCCAGUUUGUCAUGCUCAAUUAGAUUCUAUUGUAAAUAAUCACUUAUCUCAACCGGCUGAUAUUGACAGUAUGCUAAUGGCGUCUCAAAUGGUUGGAGAUAUUGAUUACGUUAAGGAUCGGCUUGGUUUUUCCUGUCUCAUGCGCCGUAUGACUCGAUUCUUUUCAGCACUCUCCUCAGUAGAACAUACAAUGGAGGUCAUUCGAGCUGUCGUCGUUCAAAGGAGACAUCUGCGGGCAACAAUCAAAGGAUCAAAUAACCUACUUGUGGAUAUCAAAACUCCGGAGCAUCCAGGAACUGCUUUCCGAGUAUUGUUAUAUCCAUUAGCUGGUUCGAUUCUUGUGGAUUGUCGUCGUGUCUCAGGUGAUGGUUUAUUGUUUCAUCAAACCUAUGCUGCAAUCUAUACAGAUCUUUCAGCUAUGGGUGCAGUAAAUAUAACACAUCCUUACUUACAUAUUUUGUUACCUGAAAGGCCUACAACAGAGCCUAAUAAUUCAAAUUUAAAUGAUAGUACUUGCAUUUCUGAAAAUUCACCAGUAGUUUACAGUGAAUUGACUCAAGUAGCCAUGGAGACAUAGAUUUAUUUCGAUAACAACCUAUAUUUUGACAGAUCUUUUACUUAUCCUGAGAUUUUGUGUGAAUAUUUUUGCAGUAAUUUACUUUGAAACUUAUAAUGAUUUCUUUAAGUCGGUUUAGAUUUUGUCCUCAAGUAACUUGUCCCCUCGCCUCGGUGUUUAUUUUUAUAUCCGUAUUAAAGAUUGCUUAAUGAAUGAAGUGUUUCUAUAUGUUCUUAAAUACAAUUUCUUCACAGAACGACGUCAUCAUUUACUUGUGAUUGAUUGAGUUUGGUAAAAUAAAUUGUACAACAGUACAUUGAACAUAGUAUAUAAUAUGCCAUUUUUCU